AUGGUGCGUGAGAGUAAGUCUCCUCACUCUACGCUCACGUUUUAUGUGAAGAAGCCUAAUGGGAAGUGGCGAAUGGUGCAUGCUUACAUUAAACUGAAUGCAGCCACUAUCCCGACUCAAACACCGAUUUCUCGCAAGGAUGUUCUUCAGAACAAUAUGGUGGGAUGUACGAUGUACAGUGUCCUUGAAUUAGUUGAUGGAUAUUACCAACGGCUCAUGCGAACUAGUUAUAUCCCGCUGACAGCGGUCAGCACUUCGAGCGGUAUGCUCUGGGAGUGGUUAGAGAUGUCCCAAGGGCUGUCUAACGCACCUGCAACGUUCAAAAGUCUGGUGAAACAGUUGUUUCGGCCCCAUAGGGCGUAUGCACAGACAUACUUUGACGAUAUAUUCGUUCAUAGUCGAGCCGACAAAUGGCAAGACUGA
Messenger RNA from Peronospora belbahrii, 423 nucleotides. Lineage: Eukaryota; Oomycota; Peronosporomycetes; Peronosporales; Peronosporaceae. The record is from the annotation of a GenBank genome assembly.